This is a messenger RNA of Arabis nemorensis, 216 nucleotides long. The record is from the annotation of a GenBank genome assembly. NCBI's taxonomy places the organism in Eukaryota, Viridiplantae, Streptophyta, Magnoliopsida, Brassicales, Brassicaceae.
AUGACACGUUCAAGGACAAGAAAGCUCAAGGAAGGGUUCAACAAGGCUGUAGAGACUCUUUUAAACACUAUGGGAUUUGGAUACAUGCCAAGAAACACUCAAGGAUCUGAAAGCUUACAAGAGAGCUCGAGUGCACCCGAUUUGGACCUAAUGGAAGACUUUGCACAUCUCAGGAUCAAGGAAGAACUUCCUGCUAAAAACCAAGGUAACUCCUAA